Molecule: messenger RNA, 1038 nt
Organism: Fraxinus pennsylvanica
Lineage: Eukaryota; Viridiplantae; Streptophyta; Magnoliopsida; Lamiales; Oleaceae
Source: the annotation of a GenBank genome assembly
AUGGCAGAGUCGAACGAUUCGGUUUCUGUCAAUGUGGAAACAAUCUACCUUGGAGGAAAGGAGCAUAUUAUACGGACUGGCCAAGGUUCUCUCUCAGUUAUAGUUUAUGGAGACCAAGAUAAGCCAGCUCUGAUCACUUAUCCAGAUUUAGCUUUAAAUCAUAUGUCUUGUUUUCAAGGAUUGUUCUUCUGUCCUGAAGCUGCUUCUUUGCUGCUUCACAAUUUCUGCAUUUACCACAUUAGUCCACCUGGGCAUGAGUUGGGAGCUGCAGCACUUAAUCCUGAAGAUCCGGUGCCUUCUGUUGAUGAUUUAACUGAUCAGAUUCUUGAGGUUUUAAAUUAUUUUAGGCUUGGUGCAGUGAUGGGCAUGGGCGUGACGGCUGGUGCUUACAUCCUCACCUUGUUUGCUAUGAAAUACAAGGAGCGGAUUCUUGGUUUGAUCCUUGUUUCCCCUCUGUGCAAAGCUCCAUCUUGGACUGAAUGGUUCCAUAACAAGGUGAUGUCAAAUUUGCUAUAUUUCUAUGGUAUGUGUGGGCUACUGAAGGAAUAUUUACUUUCUCGGUAUUUCAGCAAGGAAGUUCGUGGCAAUGUUGAGGUUCCAGAAUCAGAUAUAGUUCAAGCAUGCAGAAGAUUGCUAGAUGAGAGGCAGAGCGUAAAUGUCCUGCGGUUUCUACAAACAUUAGAUAGGAGAUCAGACAUCAGUGAAGGUUUAAGAACACUUCGAUGCCGAACGCUGAUUUUCGUUGGAGAGAACUCUCCUUUCCAAUCCGAAGCUCUUCACAUGACUGCUAAUCUGGACAGAAGAUGCAGUGCCUUAGUUGAGGUACAGGCUUGUGGAUCAAUGGUGACGGAGGAGCAGCCUCAUGCAAUGUUAAUACCGAUGGAGUAUUUUCUCAUGGGAUAUGGUCUGUAUCGACCAGUUAAGAUUAGCGGGAGCCCAAGGAGUCCUCUUUCUUGCAUAGCACCUGAGCUUCUCUCUCCAGAAAAUAUGGGACUCAAGUUAAAACCAAUCAAGACUCGUCUCUCUACACAAAGAUGA